Messenger RNA from Schistosoma mattheei, 3456 nucleotides. The record is from the annotation of a GenBank genome assembly. Lineage: Eukaryota; Metazoa; Platyhelminthes; Trematoda; Strigeidida; Schistosomatidae.
AUGAGAAUGGAUCAUGAAUCUGGAUAUCUUAAAGGACCUUCUUCAUUGUUAACACCUGUAUAUUUGGAAGGAAAGAAUUUAGUGAAAAACAAACUUCUAGAUGACCGUUUCACCAAAACUUCCUCAGUUUCCAAUACACUUUCUUCGCUCUCAUUAGAUAACAAAUCAUUAAAAUCAUCCAUCAGUCUAUCAUAUACAGGUUCAGUCCUACAUUGUGAUCACGAAGUAACAGUCAGACCCAAUGAUAAGCAUCAUGAGGAGAAAAAAACAAGUGUUCCAAGUUCACUUGAAUCAACUCCUAUCGACUGGUUAAACGACGCUAUAAUCAAAAUUUCAGAUACUAGUUUUCAAAAUAUACUAGGAUGUACGGUUGAUGACUCUAUGAAAAGCAAUUCUAUUCAUAAUACAUUUAGUGAUUUACUGACAUACGAACGCAAAGAGACCUACAAACAGCUGAAACUAGAGUUAAUUAGCUGCAUAUCCUCCUCUAUAGUCGAUGGCAGUCCAUCUAAAGAAAAGAAAAUUGUUUUGGGACAAUCAAUUCACUCUUGCAUUGAUAAAGAUCCAGAAUUUAUACUUAAAGCUGCUUUGUAUUGCCGUAGAGAGUUGAAUAUACGUACAACAACCAAUAUGUUAAUAGCUGUUGCUAGCUGUAGUGAGCAGUCUCGAUCUUUUAUUAAGAAGUACUUUUCUUCUUGUAUUCGCACACCGUCAGACUGGAUAGAAGUUGCCGAAUACUAUGCAAUGAUAAGUGGAAAUUCAAGUUUGAGAGGUAUGCCAAAAGUUUUACGGAAUAGUAUGGCAUCGAAGUUCCUUGAAUUUGAUCAGUACCAACUUGCUAAACAUUCCAAACCCAGAGCAAGAGCUAAUCGUUCAAAGAAAUCGAAGGCUCUGAAAAGAAGCCAAAAUGGUGUAGUAGUCAGUACGGAUAUCGAUGCCAUUAUAUAUAGAUUGGCACACUCACCUCGUAUAUAUUUUACAAUAAAGGAGCUUAUUCGUAGAUUGCACAUAUCAAGGCCCAAGUUCAACGUUAUGUGCGUUCUGGGAAAACCUUACCCAUCGGAUAGUACUGAUUUUAUUCGUAUGGGACUGGAAGGAGAUUGGGAUUCAUCCAAAGCAGGUACACGUAUGAAGUUUCCUAUUCCUGUUACAUGGGAAACAGAAUUAUCAGUCAAUGGAAACAAUUCAGAUUCUUGGUCAAAACUUAUAACUUUAAACAAAGUCCCACAUAUGGCGAUGUUAAGAAAUCUGCGCAAUAUUUUGAUGUCCGGUAUUCAAGAUGAUCUUCAUGAGAUAGUCUUAAAGAGGCUUACAGAUCCUCGUAUUAUUAUAGAAGGGAAGCAGUUUCCGUUCCGUUAUUUCUCGGCUUUUGAUACUAUUGAUAAACUUGAACGCAGAUUUCGUUUUCAACGAUUUUUAUCCCUUACCUCAGCUAAAGAAUUAUUGAGACGUAGGAAACAUACACCUAGGUUAUUGAAAAAAUUGGAAUGGUUAUUGAAACGCAUAAAAUUUGUAGACAAACAGUAUCGCCGUUACGAUCUCAAUAUUUUGGACCAUUAUAAAAAUGCAUUAAGUACCGCUUUAGAAUUAUCAAUGAAGCAUAAUUUGCCACCAAUAUGUGGUUCAACAUUAAUUAUAUGUUCUACUAGUAAAUAUGUCAAUCCUUCUAAACAUAGAUUAUCAAAAUCUUAUAUGAAAAUUCUAGGUUUCCUUCUUGGCGCGAUGUGUACGUCGAUGUGUGAAACACCUACAACCUACGUUACAGUUGAUGAUCAAUACAAUUUAACCCCAAUUGAAGUUGUAUUCAGAAAAAAACAGACUUUAGAUGAUGAUGGUAAAAAUCCACAUUUAUACGACUCGAAACAUAACGAAUUUCUAUAUAAACAUAAAAAUAUGGGCAUUCUAGAAAGAACAAAGCAAAUGUAUGAAACACGUGGUUCACUUAUAUCUGCUCCAGUUACGACAGUUUUUCAGAAACUCUGUGCUUAUCGGAAACAGUUUGAUAAAAUUGUUAUCUUUGGUGAUUGUCAUAAGGAAAUUGUUGAUUAUGUUAUAAAUUAUCGGACAUACAUUGGACCAUUGAAAGCAAUCUGGGGAAAUUUGAGUGGUGAAGAUAUAUGGCCAAAAUCAUGUAGUAAAGAUGGUUGGAUUGAAUUCAAAGGGUGUACAGAUCAAAUUCUACGUUAUAUUGCUGAACCAAAUGAAGAUAAAUUACUUGAACGUAUUGAGAAAAUGGAUGAAAUCUAUGGAUUAAAUAAGAAUAUUUCACAUCACUUUAAUUUAAAAACAAAAAUACAAGAAGAUCAUGAUAAUAGUAUAUUAUCGAAACGUGAUUACUUUAGAUCAGGAUGGAAAUGUUGUCAGUUGUUUAUUUCAUCUACAUUUCGUGAUAUGCACGCUGAACGUGAUCUAUUAUGUGGUUUACGUGUACAUUUAAAUGAAAUCGAUUUACGUUGGGGUGUUCCUGAACCAGCUACAUACAAUGCACAAGCACUACAGAUAUGUUUAGAACAAGCGGCUGCUAGUGAUAUUUUUGUUCUGUUAUUGGGCGAUCGUUAUGGUUGUAUACCAGACGAAGCUGAAGUUAUGUUAUUACCUGAAUCAUUAUUAUCUGAAGUGUGUAAAUUUUAUAAACCUGGAAUGUCUAUGACUGAAAUGGAGUAUCAUAUGGCUAGACAAGCUGCCAUAUCUAAAGUCCCUAUUCAUGAAAGACGACAGCAAAAUACAAUAAGUUUUCAUGAGGCAAUACGUCUUCGAAUUUGUGUUUUCAUUAGAGAUUCAGCAUCUAUAGAAAAUGUACCAGAUGAAUUGAAAGAUUGUUUUGAAGAGUAUGAUGUUGAAAAACGUCAUCGUCUUAACGCCUUCAAAGAAUUAAUUCGUAAUGACGGUGUUAUUGUUAGUCAUAAUUAUUCAGCUCAAUUCAAUGGUUUAAUAAAUAAUUAUCCAAUAAUGGGAAAUUUAGAUGAAUUCGGAAGUCAAUUUUUUGCAACAGUUAAAUCUUUACUUCUACGUCUAUUUCAUAAUGAUAGUGAUAGUACUCCAGUAUAUAAUAGUGAUAAUAAUUUUCCUAUAACUGUUAACAAGUCAUUGAAUACUAUUGAAUUCUUACGAGAAUAUGUUUAUUCAGCUGCGUGUGCAAUUGGACCACGUCAUCUACUGGAAGUAGAACAAGCUUUUAAUGCAUUAACUGAACGUGGUCAUCGAGUUCAUUUAGCUCGUGCAAUUCAAUCAACUGAAAAGAAAUUAAGUGUACAAAACAAUUCAAACUAUUCAACAAACCUUCAAGGUUGUGAUGGUGGUAUCCUUUUAAUUGUUGGACCGAAUGGUAGUGGAAAAACUACCUAUUUGUCAGCUUUAACAAUAUCACUGAUAGAAUCCGAUUGGUAUAGAUCAUUUUCAACGAAUAACACAGUACAAAAAAGUUUAAUUCUAAAUUACAUUCAAGUGAACAAUUAA